Microcebus murinus (gray mouse lemur) is the source of this 1431-nucleotide messenger RNA. RefSeq names its product olfactory receptor 1L3-like. Gene Ontology annotation, molecular function: olfactory receptor activity; G protein-coupled receptor activity. Gene Ontology annotation, cellular component: membrane. Gene Ontology annotation, biological process: G protein-coupled receptor signaling pathway. NCBI's taxonomy places the organism in Eukaryota, Metazoa, Chordata, Mammalia, Primates, Cheirogaleidae. The record is from RefSeq and is a predicted model, not a curated record.
AUGAGGCCAGGGAACCAGAGCAGCGUGUCUGAGUUCCUCCUCCUGGGGCUCCCCAUCCCGCCAGAGCAGCAGGGCGUGUUCUUCUUCCUGUUCCUGGGCAUGUACUUGACCACGGUGCUGGGGAACCUGCUCAUCAUCCUGCUCAUCUGGCUGGACUCCCAUCUCCAUACCCCCAUGUACUUCUUCCUCAGCCACUUGGCCUUCACUGACAUCUCCUUUUCAUCUGUCACUGUCCCAAAGAUGCUGAGGAACAUGCAGACCCAACACCUAUCCAUCCCCUAUGUGGGGUGUGUUUCACAGACAUAUUUUUUCAUAUUCUUUGCUGACUUGGACAGUUUCCUUAUCACAUCAAUGGCCUAUGACAGGUAUGUGGCCAUCUGUCACCCUCUGCAUUAUACCACCAUCAUGAGGCCGAGCCUUUGUGUCGUGCUGGUGGCUGGUUCCUGGGUGAUUGCUUGUGCUUGUGCUCUUUUGCAUACCCUCCUCCUGGCCCGGAUCAUGAAAGGGGUCAACCAAACCAGCAGUGUCUCUGAGUUCAUCCUCCUGGGACUCUCCUCCCGGCCCGAGGACCAGAAGCCACUCUUUGCCCUGUUCCUCGUCAUGUACGUGGUCACCGUGGUGGGGAACUUGCUCAUCAUCCUGGCCAUCCGCUCUGACCCUCAGCUGCAAACACCCAUGUAUUUCUUCCUCAGCAUCUUGUCCUUCGUUGACAUUUGCUACACAACCACCAUCGUCCCCAAGAUGCUAGUGAACUUUCUGUCGAAGAAGAAGUCCAUCUCCUAUGCUGAGUGCAUGGCUCAGAUGUAUUUCUUCUUGGCUUUUGCCAACACGGAAAGUUACCUCCUGGCAGCCAUGGCCGUCGACCGCUAUGUGGCCAUCUGUGACCCCUUCCACUAUGUCACCACCAUGAGCCCCCGCCGCUGUGUCCUGCUACUGGCCGGCUCCUGCUCCAUCUCUCACCUCCACUCUCUCCUACUAGUUCUUCUGAUGACUCGGCUUCUCUUCUGCGACUCCAAUGUCAUCCACCACUUCCUCUGCGACAUCAACCCUCUGCUGAAAUUGUCCUGCUCCUCCACGUUUGUCAAUGAAAUGGUAAUUAACACGGAAGGACUGACAACCUUGGUGACGCCCUUCAUCUGCAUUGUCAUCUCUUACCUACGCAUCCUCCUUGCUGUUCUUAAAAUCCCCUCCACCGCUGGGAAGCGGAAAGCCUUCUCCACCUGUGGCUCCCACCUCACCAUGGUGACCCUCUUUUACGGCAGCAUAAUCUACGUUUAUUUCCGGCCCCUGUCCAGCUACACCAUCAAGGACCGCGUGGCAACAGUCAUCUACACAGUUUUGUCCUCCAUGCUUAACCCGUUUAUCUACAGCCUGAGGAACAAAGACAUGAAGCGGGGCCUGCGGAAGCUGAUGGGCAGGAGGAGGUCCUAG